GAGUUUGGGAAAUUUAAGAGCCUCGCUUUCGAAAGAGGCUGAUAUUUACACAAAAAUUGUGACGUAUUUCACACACGGAUAAAAUGCCUUACGUGUCGGGAGGAGGGGAAGUCUUGGACAGUAGGUCCAACUGGAGGCUGUCCUACAUCCCAGAGCUGUUUUGGGCUGUGGUGGAAUUCUUCGUUCUUUUUUUUAGGACGAUGAUUUCGCCAUCAAUGACAAAACGUGGCAGCCAGUACACCUCAGACUACAGACCCAGUGGAGGCCCUCCCAGGCCCCCCAGGAGAAGAAUGGGAGGAAUAGGAGGGGGUGGUGGUGGGCCAUCACCACCUCCCAUGGCUGGUGGUGGAUGAGGAAGGUAAGCGCCCUCUAGUGACUGUCUUCAGUCCAGAGGGUGCGCAACCAGUACUUUGUCAAGACAGACCAUGCACUUAAUUGCAAGAGAACUCGAAAGAUUUGCCAGAUGGUGAUAUACAGUUGGAGAAAGAACCGUCUCUAAUAGUCUCCUGUUAAUUUUUGCAAAAAAUGGAUAUUUGUUUUGUAUCCCAGCAAUGAAACACUUCUCAAAUGAUAGCAUCUUGUUCUUCCUAAAAGAACAUUAUUCUCAUCAACAUUUUUACAAAGCAGAUGCAGUUUGAUAACUGAAAUAACUGGAUAAUACAGCAGUGCUCAUUUCAAAGCAAGGAAUAGUGGAGGCUUAGAUUUUAAAGAAUGUAUCAUAACUAUAGAUUAAGAUUUAACUUUUUAGAUAUAACGAUAGAUUUACAAGACUUCACAUUUUCCUUUUUUUGCAAGAAUUUGAUGCUACAACCAAAGUUUUCUUCACAUAGGGGCUACAGUAUAAUGAUGUUGUGCAAUAAUAAUUUUUCUCUUGUUAGUUGUAAGUGCAGGUAACGUCUUGGCACCUGUAGUGUAUGUUAUGCCUGUGUAAAACACCCACCAAUAGUUUGUACAUAAAAUUAUGAUGUCACAUUUCUGUUGCACAUGAAAUGAUGACAUCAUGAAAGGAAAUGGAUAUUGACUGUGCUUUACACAGAUUAUGAUGAAUCUCCAACAAAACCUACUCUAGGGAAUGGAGAGUCUGAUAAACAUGAUGUGCACUACAGUAUUUAAUACAAUAUUCAAAUAUAUUUUAUUAGUAAAAUGAUACUAAAAAUGAAUAAAAAAAGCAUAUAACAGUA
Molecule: messenger RNA, 1181 nt
Organism: Lingula anatina
Lineage: Eukaryota; Metazoa; Brachiopoda; Lingulata; Lingulida; Lingulidae
Product: selenoprotein K
Biological process (GO): calcium ion transport; endoplasmic reticulum calcium ion homeostasis
Cellular component (GO): Golgi apparatus; endoplasmic reticulum membrane
Source: RefSeq, a predicted model, not a curated record